AUGGCAGAUGCUUGGGCUCGAGUCCAUCAUGCAGCCCAUGAUGACGGUAGGGUUGGAACCUCAGGGGUACCACAAGUAGCAUCAGGUUCAAGGUCCGUUACAAUAGACUCCGCCAAAUUUGCUAGAAUUAUUCAAGAAGGGAUAGCAGCAGGUAUGCAAGAAAAUACUCAGGUUGCAACAGGGUUCACCCCCAAUACACCAUUCACUCCAGAAGUCCUCUCGUAUUCCCUUCCCGAUAGGUUCAAGUAUCCUCGGAUAAAGGAGUACGACGGGACAACUGACCUCAUCAAUCAUCUCAAUGUGUACACGGAUAUCAUGAAUUUACAGGUUACACCUGAUGCGGUAAUGUGCAAGGCAUUCCCCCAAACCCUCACAAAUGCAGCUAGAGAUUGGUUUUCCACAUUGGAAUCGAACUCCAUCACCUCCUUCUCAGAUUUGGUUGAUAAGUUCUCCGCUUUCUUUGCGAGCAGCAAACGAAUCAAAAAGACAGCCGCAUCACUCAUGCAGAUGCGUCAAAGACCCAAUGAAACACUGCGCAGUUUCAUGACCAGAUUCAAUAAAGAAAGGCUUCAGAUCCCCGAUCUACAUAUCACAGCUGCAGUCUCAGCUCUGACAUACGCCAUUAAGUGCGAAGCAUUCAAAAUGUCCAUGUCUAAGACCUCGCCGAAGUCAGUCACUGAGCUAUUCACACGGGCUGAGAAAUACAUCAAUAUGGAAGAAACCAUGGCCCCAAAAAGCUUAAGACAAGAGACACCUAGGGUCAAACCAAGAAAGGAUCUACCUUCAAUGGCUUUUACCCAUCUGAACACUUCGAGGUCCAACAUCCUUAUGGAAAUCAAGGACUCUAGGGAACUGAAGUGGCCUCCCCGAUUGUGGUCUCUCUCGGAUACUCGUGACAAGAGUAAAUACUGUGAUUUCCAUAGAGAUCAUGGCCAUACAACGGAAGACUGUCUGGCCUUAAAGCGGGAAAUCGAAGCUCUUAUAAGAAGGGGAUUUCUGAGCUCUUACAUUAACAAUGACAAACGCCCGAGGAAUAAUCAGAAUGGAGGCAAAGGCCUAGAGGAUCGGGAAAACAAGAAACCAACUGCAAGCACUAUCAAUAUCAUUGUCGGAGGCCCAGCCUCGGGAGGAGAUUCUAGCAGCGGGCGAAAACAGUAUGCCAGGCAGCCUCCAAUCAUCUCAACACCAGAUCUUGGUCGUACAGAGGACCUCACUAUUGGAAUGGAUGACUUGGAAGGCAUAGCACUCCCCCAUGAUGAUGCAUUUGUCAUAAUAGCCAUCAUCGCCAACUUUGAAGUCAAAAGAAUUCUGGUAGAUAACGGGAAUGCAGCAAACGUACUGUCUCAUGAAGCCGUUGUUCAAAUGGGGAUUUCAUCAAAACAACUCAAGCCAGUGAAAACACCCCUCCAAGGAUUUGGAGAUGGGGUCAUCACCCCGAAAGGUAUCGUCGGGUUACCCUUAACAUGGGGGCCGAAGGUAAACAGGUGA
Molecule: messenger RNA, 1488 nt
Organism: Olea europaea var. sylvestris
Lineage: Eukaryota; Viridiplantae; Streptophyta; Magnoliopsida; Lamiales; Oleaceae
Exons: 2
Coding region: 1-1488 (495 amino acids)
Source: RefSeq, a predicted model, not a curated record